GAUCGGGGCAAACAAUCGAUCGAAUCCCAUUCAUCGGACACCCCGACGACAGCAACCGCUCCAGCCACCGCCACCCAUUCAUCUGCCAAUGCACAGCCCGCAACAUUUCCAUGUCAAGCGUCAAAGAGGAGUCAAAGCCGGUUGUCAGCAAAGCCGGCAAGAAGAGAGUACAUCGGCGACAACGAGCGAAAGAACAAAGAACGGCGGACAGCGAUAGAAGCAACGAUGAAGAUGAGUCUGCGCGAGAGACUGCUGCCGGAAAGAAGCGACGUCAAAAUCCAAUGUUACAAACGCUUAAAUUUGCUCGAUUGAGGAAUGUCGCCCGCCGAGUGAUAAAGAAGCUCCUCAAUAAGCAAAAAGACUUCCCCCGGCAGCCAAAAUUUUCAUCGAAAACUGGUCAGGCGAUUGGAAAGCGAUGCCUCGCCUUAAGUAUAUCACCAAAAAUCGCCACUCUGAGGAUGCUG
Molecule: messenger RNA, 464 nt
Organism: Mesorhabditis belari
Lineage: Eukaryota; Metazoa; Nematoda; Chromadorea; Rhabditida; Rhabditidae
Source: the annotation of a GenBank genome assembly